Molecule: messenger RNA, 3250 nt
Organism: Monodelphis domestica (gray short-tailed opossum)
Lineage: Eukaryota; Metazoa; Chordata; Mammalia; Didelphimorphia; Didelphidae
Gene: ABHD17A
Product: abhydrolase domain containing 17A, depalmitoylase
Biological process (GO): protein depalmitoylation; regulation of postsynapse organization
Cellular component (GO): plasma membrane; endosome membrane
Molecular function (GO): palmitoyl-(protein) hydrolase activity
Source: RefSeq, a predicted model, not a curated record
AUGGCAGAAAGACAACAGUUUGGGUGGCUGAGAGCAUACAAGUUGUGUGUGGCUGGGAGACCCUGCUGGAGAGAGACUGUGGGAUUGUGUCUGACUGGGGUGGGGGGCUUGUGGGAAACACUUCAUGGAUGACGCUAUAAGGGCUGUAUGACACAGAGCAGGCCGAGUGACAUCAUGUGUGUGGUAGGAUAGAACAGUAUGUGGGAGACGUGCUAUACUGAUGAGGGGCCAAGGUAUAUGUGUGUGAGACACACAUGCUCAGUGUGUCUGUCUGUGGGGUACAGUCAUAGUAGUAUGUAUUCACCAUGGGUAAGAGGUAGAGUGAUAUGUCCAGGGAGACACAUGCACCACCUCAGAUAUUGGUGAAGUGUUAGAGUGUGUGAGGAGGGAGACAGCAGAGUGUGUGUGUGUGUGUGUGUGUGUGUGAGAGAGAGAGAGAGAGACAGAGCCAGAGACAGAGAGAGAACGAACACCAUAGCUAGGUGUGAGACUACAAUGACUAUGAGGAAGAGAGGUUGACCAGUGUCUGUGGUAUCAUGUAUAUGAAAAAGGUGCAGGUAGUGUGUGUGUGUGGGGGGGGGGUACUGCAUGCAUGUGAGAGAGAGAGCCGUGUGCAAGAUGAAUGUGGCAGUGUUUGAGGGAGUGUGUGUGACUUCAUCUAUGUGCAACUGUGAGUGUUUGUGAGGAUCUGUAUCUGAGGAUUAGGGUUGUGUGUGCGUGUCUGUAUUGUGAAAGGUGUAGUGUAGCAGAUGUCUGAGGGGGCACAGUGUGUUUGGGGGCAUAUGUAAUAGAUAUGUCUACUGGCCCCCCCUGACGCUUUUCUUUAAACUCUGACCUUGUCUUAGUAUAAGACCGAAGGGGAAGGGCCAGGGAAAUGGGCUUAAGUGAUUUGCCCAGGGUUUCACAUAUAGGAAGUGUUUGAGGCCAGAUUAGAUUUGGAUUUGAGGUCCUUCUGAUUGCAGGCCUGGUGCUCCAUCCAUUGUGCUACCUAGCUCUCCUUCCUGACACUCUUCAUUCUUCUGUGGGAACCUGCCCAUCUUUGUGCUCAUUGUUUUGUAAGCACUUGGAAGGCUCUUGAGACAGACACUUUCUGAGGCAGAAGGGUGUAAGGAGUUCCUUGGCCUUGGAGCUACCCUUGCAGGAAUGCUCAUACUGCUGCCUAGUGCUGCUCAGGGACAGGGUACCCUCACUAGUGGAUAUGGAGUUAAAGGGCGCCUGUCUUUGAAUCCCAGCUCAGCCAUACCUUUGUGAUCUCUAGCAGUUGCUUCCCCGACUGUCAUGUGGCCCCUACUAAAUCCAAAUCCUAUGUUCUUAUGCUCUUCACCAGUCAAAGCCAUCCAGGCCUUCCUUAGCUGGAGCUUGGAGGAGAACGGCCCGGGUGCCCCUUAUGACUGGGCUCGGACCACAAUGGUUCCCUGGCCAGCUCUCCUAACAGGUACUUUGUACAGGGUGGAGGCUGGGGAAGCACAGUGGCAGUCUUUCCCACUUGUGUUUUGGAAAACAAAAACUAAAAAGCGCAUUUUGCUUUGAAGACAUUGUAUCCCCAAAGCUUUGGGCACCACAGCCUUGGAUCUGGGGGGCCUCCCUCACAUAAGUGUGACUCCCUCUCCGCCAUGAACGGCCUAUCUAUCAGCGAACUCUGCUGCCUCUUCUGCUGUCCACCCUGUCCUGGCCGAAUUGCAGCCAAAUUGGCCUUCCUGCCUCCAGAGCCUACUUAUUCCCUUAUGGCUGAGCCUGACCCGAGCUCCAGUGGAACGGUCUCUACCCCAGGGCGGGGCACUGGGGGGGCACUGGGCCGUUGGAAAUUGUACCUGACAGAGCGAGCUGACUUCCAGUACACACAGCGUGAUCUAGACACGACUGAGGUCUUCUUUACCAAGAGCAGUCGGGGGAACCGUAUUUCCUGUAUGUACGUCAGAUGUGUCCCAGGAGCCAGGUUCACCGUUCUGUUCUCUCAUGGCAAUGCAGUGGACCUGGGCCAGAUGAGCAGCUUCUACAUUGGCCUGGGCACCCGCAUCAACUGCAACAUCUUCUCUUAUGACUACUCAGGCUAUGGGGUGAGCUCAGGGAAACCCUCUGAGAAGAAUCUCUAUGCUGACAUUGAUGCUGCUUGGCAGGCCCUUCGGACCAGGUAUGGCAUCAGCCCAGAGAAUAUCAUCUUGUACGGGCAGAGCAUUGGAACAGUGCCCACCGUGGACCUGGCCUCACGCUACGAAUGUGCUGCUGUGGUGCUGCAUUCCCCCCUCACCUCGGGCAUGAGGGUUGCCUUCCCCGACACCAAGAAGACCUAUUGCUUUGACGCCUUCCCCAACAUUGAGAAGGUCUCCAAGAUCACAUCGCCUGUGCUGAUAAUCCAUGGCACCGAGGAUGAGGUGAUUGACUUCUCACAUGGACUAGCACUGUAUGAGCGCUGCCCGAAAGCUGUGGAGCCCCUUUGGGUGGAGGGUGCUGGGCACAACGACAUCGAGCUUUAUAGCCAGUACUUGGAUCGCCUUCGAAAGUUCAUCACCCAGGAGCUGACCAACCAGCGUAACUGAGGUCCCCAGGGAGCCCCUGCUCAGGGCAGGAUGGGCGCCAAUAGGCAGACAGGCCCAGGGAAUCCAGUGGGAGCUCAGAACGGGGCACUGCUGAGGAGUGAGAGCUCAACAGGGUCGGCCCACUGGAGGAUUGGGAAGUGGGGAGGACUCCCCACCCCUGGGCUUGCCUUUCCCAAUCUGGUGCCCAUGGCCUCUUCUGACAUCCGCUCCCCUUCCAGGAGAGGGGAGGGACAGAAUGACCCCCAUCUUUCUCCCCACAAAGUCCGCAGUGAUGACCCCAAACUGCUGCUAACACUGGGGCUGCCCCCGCCACCUGGGAGGGGCCGGGCAACGCAUACCCCCUCCUCUCCUGCUGCCCUUCCCUCUACCAGGACAAUAGCAAUAAUAUAUCUGCCAAGUGUGGUAGGGGAGGACCUCAGUGGACCUCAUUCUUCCCCACGUCCCUUCCUCCAAAUUCCUGGGACGGCAGUGACUGCAUGAGAAACACCUGCCCUCCCUCCCCCCAAUAGUUCUCUCUGCCAAUCAGGGAGAGGUGAUCCUAGCAUACCCCAAGCCCCAAGGUGGGUCACUCCCAGCAGGCCCUUCAUGAUUUCAGAUACCCAAACUCCUCCCCUUCCCCACUCCCCAACAUGUACAGAUAUACAGAUAGAAAUAUAUCUGCAUUCAUUUUGGAAGCAAAAACAAAGAAAUUAAAAAUUUAAAAUUUUACAGUC